AUGUCCACCCGCCUCAGCCGCUGUCUUAAACAUCUAGAAGCCGCCGGCUUUUUUCGCUGCUCGCAUGACGCACUUACUCCACAUAUAGAGCUUCUGACCCAUGGCUCUGCCUAUGCCCAGCAGCUACAGCAGCAUUGGCUCCGCAUGCGCCCCUUGGCUGUUAAUUUGGGCAGCAAUUCCUCUACCGAUGCAUUGUGUCUCUCACGUUUUGGCUUUGUGCACUCGCAACUCUUCCGGCAGCACUUUCGACAGCUGCUGGAACUGCAUCCCAGCAAAGCAAAGUGUCCCACGCUUUUGAAGCAGCAACGCGCCGGCGAGACACAGCAAAGUCAAUCUAUUUUCCAGCCUGCCCAGUCCGUCACGCAUUUGAUCACCGAUUUCUUUGUGGAGCCGCAUCGUGGCUUGGAGCACUUUUACAAUGUGCAGCGCGAGAGCAAGAUCUGGUGGAUGCGCUAUUCCUCGAAUCCCAGUCGCUAUGCCAUUGUCGCUCAAGCCAAGCUGGAGAAACCAGCUGGCUGCCAGGCCAUCGAUAUUCGCGCUUCCUUUGGCGCAGCCGGGGAUGUGACGGUGGAGCAGCUGAGCUUGGUGCAGUUGCCAGCUGAGAGUGAGGACUUUCAGCUGCCAGACGCACGCACUGGUGCUCCACUAUUGCCCGCUGUGAUACGUUCGGUGAUUGAGCUGGAGCCCGCCAGCUGCGCCCUGCUGCUGGAUGGCUGUGAUCAUGGUCGAGAGGCACGUUCGCUGCUCCUCAAUCGAGUGCUGGCACCCUAUCAAUGCGCCAUUGCCGGCAUACAAAAGACGGAGCAAAUUCGAUCCGUGGAUCUGCAAGAUCUAUGCGCCCACGUCACAGAUGUGCUGCUGCGUGCCAAGCUGAGGCUGCAGCAGGAAGGAUAUGCGCUAGCGGCGAAUGCCAAACAGUUGACACAACAGCUAGAGACGUACGAUCGCCUGGGCGUGCCCUAUGCCCUGCUCCUGGACGAGCAGCAAACACUAAGCAACGGAUUGCUGCAGUUGCGCAGCCGGGACACACAGCUGGCGGAGACAGUGCACAUUAGCGACUUACCUGACUAUUUGUUAAAUAUAUUUAGAGACUAUUAAUUAUGUAAUAAUAUU
Molecule: messenger RNA, 1113 nt
Organism: Drosophila arizonae
Lineage: Eukaryota; Metazoa; Arthropoda; Insecta; Diptera; Drosophilidae
Gene: PolG2
Product: DNA polymerase subunit gamma-2, mitochondrial
Biological process (GO): mitochondrial DNA replication
Cellular component (GO): mitochondrion; cytoplasm
Source: RefSeq, a predicted model, not a curated record